Molecule: messenger RNA, 2370 nt
Organism: Suillus paluster
Lineage: Eukaryota; Fungi; Basidiomycota; Agaricomycetes; Boletales; Suillaceae
Exons: 9
Coding region: 1-2370 (789 amino acids)
Biological process (GO): actin filament polymerization
Cellular component (GO): cytoplasm; actin filament
Molecular function (GO): microtubule binding; actin binding
Source: RefSeq, a predicted model, not a curated record
AUGUCAUCCAACUCCACUUCUGCUUCUGCUUCUGCCGCUGCCGCUGCCAACCAGGCGCUCAUCGCUCUGAUCGCCAGACUCAAUGAGAUGGCUGAACAGGUGCUCCGGUCCCAGUCGGAGGAAGAGAAAAUGGGAUUGAGCCGGAAGAUUGCUCGUGAAGUGAAUGACGCGAUUCAUUCGCAUGGGAGGGUCGCUACCUACAUCCCCCCUCGCCUGCUGUCCAUGGCAGCUGAGAUCUUUCGUGCUCAGAGGCGCACCACUCAACUGGCGGAAGUCCCGGACUGGAACCGCGUUGGGCACAACCAGGAGAUGUGCAUGAAGCAUCCAUUGUAUGGUAAGACAUUGGGUGCUGCACCGGCGGUCAUCACACCUGCACCUGCACCUGCACCUGCACCGGCCCCAGCCCCAGCCUCUGCACCAGCGGUCACCACACCUGCACUGGCACCAACGCCCUCAAAGACACCAGCACCAGCACCAGUCCCACCUCCAGUCCCAGGCCCAUCACCGGCGCCUGCACCUCAGCCUGUUCCAUCCUCCGGUCAGUCAUUACGGCACCGUUUCAGCAUUCGCAUCCCCGGAAAUACAGCAUCCGGUGCGACUGGACCGGCCGGACCCUCCAAAUCGCGCAAGCGAGAACUCAGUACUAGUCCCCCUGUGCGUCAGUUCAAGAGGGCCCGGAAGCGUCUCCUCAAGUCAAGGGAAGUCUUGUCCGACACUGACUCUGACAAGGUGAAGCUGAAGGCGAAGAACAAAGGGAAAGCAAAGGGGAAGGGGAAAGGGAAAGAGAAGGCAAAGGCAAAGGUACCGGAAGAUGAUGAGGAUGAGGAUGAGGAUGAGGAGAUGGCGACUGAUGUUGAUGAUCUUCCGGUCCACCAGAAGUCGACACGCAACCCCUCCAAACACAAGAACAAGGGCGCUGCACCGGAGGGAAGUGAGACGGAUGAGAUUCCGGAAGAUGACGACGAUGAUUUGGAGGGUGAUGAUACCCAAGGCAAGCGAAAGGCCACCGUCAAGCCGGGGAAACAACACAAACCGUCUACACGUCCCAUGGGCAAGGACCACAGCAAGAAGGGCAAGGGCCAACAACCGCCGGACGUCAAUGGACCUUUACCUCGUUGCGAGAGAUGCCGGUCGAAGCAUGUGCAGUGCAUCCCGCGGUUGACGAAGAAAGGUGAGGUUGGCCUGAGUUGCACCUUGUGCCAUCAGUGGAAGAUGGCAUGCAUCAGGCCCGACCCAGUGUCCGCGGACAGCACCGCUGUCACCACCAUCACCCCCAGCAUUGCCGCUACACCACCUGCAAGAGCCGUCACCACUCGCUCCAAGACAAGCCGGUCAAAGACCACCGGACAGAGCAAGACCGGUGGGCAGUCAUCCAAAGGCAAAGACAGGGAUAUUCGACAUCCCAGUCCCAUCCAAGAGGAAGAGGAUGACGACGUCCGGAUGAUCGAUGACACUCCGGAAGUGACUGGUACCGGCGGUACCACACCACAACCGGUGCCUCUCGCAUCAGUAGACGAUUUCCCCGCAGACCACUGGAUUGAACCGGGCACUGACGACAUGCCACCUCCACCACCGGUUAUGGCCCCAGAGGACGACAUCCGGGACUCACCCAUCCCUCCGGUCCAUCAUCCACUCUCCCCCAUCGCACCUUCUGGGUCCCUUCUAUCCAUCCAGCACCCUCUCGCUAAUGAGGAGAUGGAGGCCAUGUUGGCCCAGAUUCGCGUCGAUAUGGAGGCACUCCGGACACGCGAUAGGAUGGAAGUUGACGUCCGGCAAGAUGACCUGGAGCGUCGCAUCGAAGUCGCCGAAGGAUCGGAUGCUGCCAUGACCGUGCAAAUCGACCGGAUACAGGGGGAUGUGGACGCGCACCAGAGACUCAUAACUGAGUUGUCCGUCCAACUUCAAGCAGUUGUGAGGUAUAUGAGGGGGGAUAGGUCCGAUGAAGGGACGGCAACAACCCCACCGGCAUUCAAUCCACCCCCCAUUGUCGCCGGCCCAUCCAUCAGUGCAUUCGGUCGCACAACCGGUGGUGAUCUCAUUGGCAUUGAAGAUGGCUCACCGGUCGCAAGACAAGCACGGGUGCCAUCCACUUCCACCAUCAACCCGGCACUCACCACGACAGUAUCCGGCCCAUCUGUUCCUCCGGGUGAUGCACCACCGGUACCACCUCUCAUUCUCCCGGUGGGGUCCAUGCCUUCACCUGGCACCCUUCACGCAUUGAUCACCGGAGGGCCAUCAAAUGUGCUGGACAAUGGUCAGUCCACCUCGGCUCCUUUGCCACGCCAACGAUAUGGACCUCUAUCCCUCCAACAUGGUCGGUCGGCGAGCGCUAGGCAUGCUAAGAAGCUUUCCGGUGAUACGGAGAAGUAA